Oppiella nova is the source of this 1425-nucleotide messenger RNA. NCBI's taxonomy places the organism in Eukaryota, Metazoa, Arthropoda, Arachnida, Sarcoptiformes, Oppiidae. The record is from the annotation of a GenBank genome assembly.
AUGGAUAAACAGGAAAAUUAUGUAAUUAUUGACACCGACUGUGGGAUAGACGACGCGUUGGCUUUGAUGUUGGCCUUUGAUUGCCAUAAGAGAGGAUUAAUUGAAAUUUUAGGCAUUACUUGUGUUUACGGAAACGUUUGCGUCGAUAAAGUGGUCCGAAAUAAUGUUAUCAAAGUAUUCAAAGGCUGUGAAAAUCCAUUGAAAGAUAAGGUAGGCUUUGAAGACGGCUUUAUGGGCGUCGACGGACUCGGGAAUAGUGUGCACACAAUGCCCGACAUUGAGGUCAAGUUUGAUGGCGAACACGCGAUUCAGGCACUCAUCAGAUUAGCCAAACUCUAUCCCAAACAAAUAAGUCUGUUAACCCUGGGUCCCCUCACCAACAUAGCAAUGGCCCACCAAUUGGAUCCACUCUUUAUGAACAAUUUGAAGCAAAUCGUAACGAUGGGCGGCCUCCUCGACACGCUGGGCAAUGUCGGGCCCACCACUGAAUUCAAUUACUUCAACGAUCCCGAGGCAGUACAUGUGGUGUUGGCCAAUAGCCAGUGCCCAUUGACUAUUGUACCCUGGGAUACCAGUCUCAAACUCAGGAUGCCUUGGAAAGAUUUUGACGAAAUUAUAAGCGAUCGCAAAGACAAUGAGAAAUCAGAUUUCAUUUAUAAAAUAUAUGAUAAUAUGACAAAACAUCAUGUUUACGGUCGGUCAGGUAAAGGUGUAGUUUUAUGUGACAUUUUGGUCGUGCUCACGAGUCUGUUCCCACAAAUGGCAACAUUAAGUAAUGAAUACCCGGUAGCCAUAGAAUUGGCCGGACAUCUAACUCGAGGACAGUUAGUAACCGAUCGCACGGGACGUACAGAAAGGAAAAAGUUUUCGGGUCAUAGAAAGGCUUACUUUCUGCUGGAACUCGAUGUCUCCAAACAAGACAAACUAAGACAAUAUUAUAAUCUUUUAGGAAGUAGUGCCUUUGGAAUAAAGCGCCUGCAGAAGAGAAGUAGCGGUCAAUUGAUUGCGUUAAUUAGGAACAGAAGGGGUUCCGACUCUUCUAAUAAGAGGGCGAUAGAGAGGGCGGCCGAGAGAGCGGCCGAGAAAGCCGUUGAGAAGAAGUACAGGAAAAUUACUAAAAUAUAUUUGCGACAAACAGACAAUGAAUUGGUGCCAAUCAUCGGGACCAUACAAAAGCAAAAAACCGAAGGGGUGCUAAUAAUGAGAGAAAAAACAAGAAUCAGGUGCAGAGGACGGCCGGCAAGAGAUAUAGAAGUUGUGGUUCUGAAGAAGAUGGUGGCGAUGAUCAUCAUUCGGGUGAUGAUGACGGCGAUACAACUCACGAACACGUACACGUCCACCACCACAGACAUGUGCAUGUUCAUAAACAUGAACACCAACAUCAACAUGAUGAUCAAGAUCAUGGCCAUUCGUCAUCCACUGUAA